Molecule: messenger RNA, 1206 nt
Organism: Physeter macrocephalus (sperm whale)
Lineage: Eukaryota; Metazoa; Chordata; Mammalia; Artiodactyla; Physeteridae
Gene: GLIPR1L2
Product: GLIPR1 like 2
Exons: 7
Coding region: 1-1005 (334 amino acids)
Source: RefSeq, a predicted model, not a curated record
AUGGAGACCUCGAAGGGCUUCUCUCGGGAGUGGUGCGCCCAAAGGCUUCCUCGGGCGCAGACGGUUGUUUGGAAGGUGUGGCUUUGUGAAUUCUGGCUACUACUGCUCGGUUCCGGUUUGAACGCGCAUUUUUUGCCACACGAAGAGGACGUAACGUUUAUCAAUGAGUACGUGAACCUCCACAAUGAGCUCCGGGGCAGCGUCAUCCCCCGAGGGGCUAACUUGCGCUUCAUGACUUGGGAUGUAGCUUUGUCACGGACUGCUAGAGCAUGGGGGAAAAAAUGUGUGUUUGAACGUAAUAUUCAUUUAGAAGAAGUAAAAAUGGCCCAUCCUAGAUUUAAUGGUAUUGGUGAAAAUAUGUGGGUCGGCCCUGAAAAUGAAUUUACUGCAAGUAUUGCUAUCAGAAGUUGGUUCGCACAGAGGAAAAAGUACAAUUUUGAAAAGAACAGUUGCUCUGAUAACUGUUCUAAUUAUCUACAGCUUGUUUGGGACAAGUCUUACAAAGUUGGUUGUGCUGUUACUCCAUGUUCAAGAAUUGGACGUAUUAAACAUGCAGCACUUUUCAUAUGCAACUAUGCACCAGGAGGAGUUCUGUCAAGAAGUCCUUAUCAACGAGGAUUAAUGUGUUCUCGAUGUAGCAGCUAUGACAGAUGCACAGAUUUUCUAUGCAGUAACGCAGAUCGUGACCAAGCCAUAUAUUACCGAUUUUGGUAUCCAAGAUGGGAAGUACCCCGGCCAAUUGUGUGUGAUCCACUGUGCAUACUUAUUUUAUUUCUGAGAAUGCUGUGUUUUUCACUAAGUGCCACAAUUGUUUUGAUAAUGCAGUCUCAUUUUCCAAAUAUAUUAUUGGAAGAAGAGAUGGUUUUUAUCCCUGAGGUAACUGGGCCAGCAAAGGAGGAGGAAAAGGAUGACACCCAAGAAAACUUUCCUCUAAGCAGGUUCUGUCUUAUUAUUGUCCUCUCAAGUUCUGGAACUCAAGAAUUAACAUCUGGUCUUCCCUGGUGACACAGUGGUUAAGAAUCCGCCUGCCAAUGCAGGGGACACAGGUUUGAGCCCUGGUCCGGGAAGAUCCCACAUGCCACAGAGCAACUAAGCCCGUGCACCACAACUACUGAGCCUGCGCUCUAGAGCCUGUAAGCCACAACUACUGAGCCUGCAUGCCACAACUACUGAAGCCCGCGCGCCUAGAGCCUAUGCUCCGCAACG